Fusarium pseudograminearum CS3096 is the source of this 1452-nucleotide messenger RNA. RefSeq lists its product as uncharacterized. Gene Ontology annotation, biological process: positive regulation of transcription by RNA polymerase II. The coding region runs from base 1 to 1452 and encodes 483 amino acids. Gene Ontology annotation, molecular function: protein dimerization activity; DNA-binding transcription factor activity. NCBI's taxonomy places the organism in Eukaryota, Fungi, Ascomycota, Sordariomycetes, Hypocreales, Nectriaceae. Gene Ontology annotation, cellular component: RNA polymerase II transcription regulator complex. The transcript has 3 exons. The record is from RefSeq and is a predicted model, not a curated record.
AUGGACAGUCACAACCAGCAACGCCCACCUCCUCCCAAGGCGGCUGGUCUCAACAAUAUUCUCAACAGCGACCAUGCUCCAGGUCACGUCCCAAACGGCCCUCAGCACAUGCGAGAUUCGGGGUUCUACUCUAACGGAGACGCCUCCAACACAUCUGCUGCCUCUUUCAAUGUAAACGGCCUCAGUCCAAGCGGUUCUGGCUACCAGUCUUCGUCGCACGAAAAGACCCCUUCGCCGAUAACUUCCAACAUGGUUCCUCAUGGACCUAUAUCGCCGUCAGCAACCAACAUGAGCGUCGCCGCAAUGGUAUCCCCCAACCCGCCCGCUGCCUUCGAUCCACGUCGUGAUAGGCCCACGUCAAUUGAAUCCAACGGUACCAACCAUACAAUUGGCGAAACUUUGGCACCAGGAAUGGCCGCGCUGAGGCGGGAAAGUGUCGACAGUCGCAUUAACCAAAACUUCAGUGAUAUGCGCCUUGGUAACAACUCCCCAUAUGCCUCCAACAAUCAUUCAACUAGCUCGAUUCAAAACACCCUUCACAGCCAGCGGAACCCCCACCACCUCUCAGUUAAUCGAAUCUCCAAUGGCUACCAACCCAACGCGGAGCGGAACCCCGAGACCAAGACUGUCAAGACGGCACCUGCCAUUACUGGACCGGCAACGGGGCACAUUGCACGAGCAGCAGAACCCACCAAAGGCCAAGCAUGGGCUUUCCCUGAAGAGGAGAUUCAAAGAGUCGGUGGCGCACCUACGUUCACUGACUCGAGGCGCAGCAGCAUUACCGAGUCGAUUGCGAGUAGUCAGUUCACAACCGAGUCGCGUCUGCCCGCUGGGCAAUUAAGGCUGGAGAGCGAGUACUCUCGUAUGUCUAGUGCCUCGGAUUUCCCUCCUGUCCAUCACCACUCUAUGCAACAUAAGCAGUUGAGCGAUCUUCAAGCUGAGGAAGGGAAUGGGUCUACAGGGUCACAACCCUAUAGCAGGACCCCGGAACUGAGAGUUAGCCACAAGCUCGCCGAGCGGAAGAGGAGAACUGAAAUGAAGGAACUAUUCGAUCAGCUUCGUGAUCUUAUGCCGCAGGAGCGAGGCUCAAAGGCCUCCAAGUGGGAAAUUUUGACAAAAGCUAUAACUGAACAUCAGAAACAGCAGGAGCACAUCCGGUUGCUCCAAAAUCACUACAACACAGUGGCAUCAGAAAUCGACCUGCUCCGUCGGGAGCUGCAUGGGUUACGGGUGGAGAACACCCAGCUUCGGGGAUCUCCAUCUUCAGCACCAACACCGGGCUCAGGACCUCCGUCGACGACUCAUCAAGCGGAACGGUAUGCCAGUUCAAAUGGGCCAGAGCUGCCACCUAUCCGGUCACUGAGCAACAGUAUGCCCGGCGGGCCAGAUUCAAUGACGGGUGUCCAGUACGACAACCCUCAAACCAAUGGGUAUCGCCAGGAGAGAUUCUGA